AUGGCAUUAUUUCAUGAAGAUGAAAAAUGGUUAAAUAAAAAAAUUCAAGAAUUUAAUUCAAAAAGUGGUUUCAGUUUAAGAUAUUCAUCAGCAAGAGAGAAAUUGAUUUUCCCACAGGAUUUAUUUAUUUCAUUUUUCAAACCUUUAUUCCAAAGUAUCACCGAUUCAAUAAAAAGUGAAAUCAAAUCAAAUUCAGAUAUUAAAAAAUUAGAUUAUAUUUUUUUAAUUGGCGGUUUCAAUGAAAAUAAAGAUUUGCAAGAACAUAUUAAAAGUGAAUUAGAAUUUACUGGUGCAAAAUUCAUCAUUCCAAAUAAGGCUGGUCUAUCAGUCGUUAUGGGUGCAACAAGAUUUGGAUUAAAUCCAAAUACAAUUUCAACAAGAAAACAAACCAAAAGUUAUGCAACAGAGAUUACAGAAGUAGUUACACCAAGUAAACCACAUACUGGAAAAUCAAUAAUUAAAAUCAGAGAUAUUCCACAUUGCCAAAAUGUUUGUGAUGUUUUUGUUCAUGCAAAUCAAAUGGUUGGUUGUGAUGAAGUGUUUACAAGGUCAUAUGUUCCAACUUCACAAGAUCAAAAAGCCAUUGAAAUUUCCAUUUUCUCAUCGUAUAUGCAAACAAUGUCAUAUACGACUGACCCAGGUGUUCAAUUUAUUGGUGAAUUGUAUGUUAAUAUUCCAAAUGUAGGUGCACCAGUCAAUGAAAACCGUAUUGAUAUAGAAGUUUGUGCAUUACAUGUAAAAUCGGGAAAGGAAAUUAGACAUUCUUACGACUUUGCACUCGAUGAAGCAGAAUCAUUAAGAAGAAAUAGAUUACGUCAAGAAAAGAAUAAACCCCCAAUGGUACAACUUUGCCUCAUGAUGGAUUGCACUGGUAGUAUGGGCUCAUGGAUUAAAGAAAGUAAAGAAAAAAUUAUUUCAUUAACUGGAUUAUUAGCCAGCUCAUAUGUAGGUUUGGAAUUGAAUGCAAGUUUCAUAGGUUAUCGUGAUAUUACUGAUUCCAAUAGAUUUGAGGUUGUACCAUUUACAACGGAUAUGGGAUAUCUUGCUUCCAAAAUUAAUGAAGCAGUUCCAACAGGUGGUGGUGAUACUCCAGAAGAUAUUACAGGUGCUUUUUUACAAGUAAAUAACCUAUCGUGGAAACCAACUCAUACUAAACUUGUUGUCCAUGUAGGCGAUGCACCAUGCCACGGCAAAAAAUAUCAUAAUUGUGUUGAUUCAUAUCCAGAUGGUGACCCAAGUGGUUUGGUUCCAGAAAAACUUUUACAAAAAUUAUCUUCAAAAUCAAUUGACUAUUAUUUCAUUAAAAUCACAUCUCAAACUGAUAAGAUGAUUGAAAUUUUUAGAAAGUCAUAUGACUCACCUCAAAAAAAGAUUGUAGUUCAUGACCUUGGAUCAGAUGUCUCAAAAUUAUUACCUUCUUUAGUUAACUUUGUUCAAACCUCUAUUACCAGAUUUACAAAUUAA
Messenger RNA from Dictyostelium discoideum AX4, 1464 nucleotides. RefSeq lists its product as hypothetical. The transcript is spliced from 2 exons. The record is from RefSeq and is a predicted model, not a curated record. Lineage: Eukaryota; Evosea; Eumycetozoa; Dictyosteliales; Dictyosteliaceae. Bases 1 to 1464 code for a protein of 487 amino acids.